GGUGGAGGGCUGGCAAUGCCCGUGGUGCCAGGCCCUGCUGUUGGCACUGCUUUGGGCUUUGCUCAGCCCCUCCAUGGCCACGGCUGCUCCUCAGCUCUGAUGGCUGCCGGGGAAUCGGUGCCGUCCCCAUCCCGGGACCCCUUUCCUGCCGAGGGGCCCCUGUCUGGGGUGGAGAGGAGGAUGAAGGGGCUCAUCUCAGCCCCUCAAACCCUUCAUUCUCCCGAUGCUGGUCAGUGCUAUGACCCCACAGCCGCAGCAGUGCCCAUGGGGAGCCGGGAGGGUUGGGGGUCAGCACCUCCCACCUCUGCUGGUUUUUUGCACUGGAUUAAUGGAAACCAGAUUGUGCAGCCAGGAGAGAGCCUGGAAGCCAAAUCCUGCUGCUGGAGUCCCUCUCGGUUUCCUGCAGGAAUCCUGGGAAUGGGCUCAGCCAUGGGCACGUGGUUGCUGCUCUUGGUGCUGCUGGUGGCAGCCCCGGCUGAGGCGGCGGCGCCCCGGCACCGCCCGGUGCUGCCGGACACGGCGGGCAGCGGGGACGGGGACGAGGCGUCAGCCACGCUGCCCGCCCAGCCCGUGACCCCCCGGAUCAGCCCCACCGUGGGGGAAGCACCGGGGACCACGGUGACCAACAGCUCGGCACCGGGCGUGCUGGACGGGCUGGUGGACUUCUUCAAGGAGUACCUGCUGCUGGUGGUGGUGGUGGGCUCGCUGUCCUUCGUCCUCCUCUUCAUCAUCUGCGCCGCCGUCAUCGUGCGGCAGAAGCACAAGGCCUCUGCCUACUAUCCCUCCUCCUUUCCCAAGAAGAAAUACGUGGAUGAGCGGGACAAGUGGGGAGCACGGGGCUUCAGCGAGGUGCCCGACAAAGCCUCCGAGGCCGGCGCGGAGGAGCCGCUGGACGGCGGCUGGCAGCUCCAGGCUGACAUCCUGGCUGCUGCCCAGAACCUCAAAUCCCCCCACAAGGCACCGCUGGCCAACGGGGCCCAGGGUGAGCAGAAUUCCCCUCAGAAGGAAGAGAAGGAGGAAGAGGAGGAAGGAAAGAAGAAGUUGGGGGAUGAGCAACCCAAGCCCCCUGCCCAGAACCUGAGCGCGGAGGAAGCGGUGAGCGCAGGAAGCAAGGAUGGAGGAUGCACCCCUGAUGCAUGCCAGGAUGGCUCCCAGGCUCCCUCUGGAAUCUGAGGCAGGGACACGGUCCCGGGCAAGCCUGAGGAGCUGCUGCCCUGGGACACACGAUGGACAGGGUGGAUCAGGCUCUGUAUGUACGUGGUGGCUCAAGGAAGCCCCGAUGAAGAUCCCAUUCCCUCCCAGUUCCCCCGACCCUGGUGCUGAUGGGAUGCUCAUGGGGGGGAUUUGCCAGCUGGUGGUUUUCCCCAGCACUGGAACGCUGUCAGCCCCAGCUCCUGCUGCCCAAGGGGCUUCUCCCAUCCCAGGCACUGGGUGGGUGCUUCCCCCCAGCUGCAGCUCUGCCCCCACUGUGCCAACAGCUUCCUCCUAAAUGUUAUUUUAAUCAGCAGCAGCAGCCUGGUCUGUGCCGGGCUCCUGGCUGGGAGCUGUGUCUCCCUGGGAGAAGGGAUGGGACCAGGGCUGGAGGUCUGUAGGACAUGGGUCAGCUUUGCCCAAGGCCACCCAAGGGAAAGAGGGAUGAGGAUUUAGGGACAAGGACUCUCCUUUCCUUCUUCCACCCCAGAGCCCAGCUGGAUUUCUGCCUCACUUCCUGAACCCCUUCAGCUAGAAAUAAACGUUUCCUCCGCACAGCUCCUCUCCCGUGUGUGUCUCAGCCGUGGGGUGCCCAGGGGACAGUCCCUGUGUCCCUGUGCUCCUCCAGGGGCACAGCUGGAUGGGAGUUCAGGGCCAGUGGAGCCCUGGGCAGGGUGUUAUCAGUCCCCACAUCAGCACAUCACGUGCCCUUCCAGGAAACCUUUAUCUUGUACCCACAGCUGUGGGCUGAGGAGGGGCUGUGGGGACUCAGCCACAGCCCUGGGGUGCAGCCGCUGCAGUGGGGACAGCAGGGAACCCUGGAAGGUGAGUGAGGCUGUUCUGCCCCAAAAGCAGCACAUCUCUGUACUCCUAAACCUCCUGUAUCCCUGUGUUUUAUCCCAUUAUGUCCUUGCCUCAGGACACCCUUCCCUUGGGAAGCAUGUGCCACCACAAAGAGCUGGUUUUGCCCUAAAGUAAAUGUGAGUGGGUGAAGUUUCCCUGAUUUUUUUUUUAACUGGGAAAUAGCAGGAUUGUUCCAUGAGGGAGAGGUACAUUCUUCACUGCUGGAGGGUGCCAGGAGCUGAGGAACCACAAGAGGGACCUUGUGAGUGACAAACUCGCAGCAACGUGUGACCUCUGUGCUAAAAAUUACAAAUAUUGUGCCCGAAUGGAGCAGGAUGAGACAAUUAUUUUUUUUUAAAUGUGGUUUUAAAUGUUUAACAACACCCUCAGUAUGAAAAAUGGGAAGUGAUGUAUAUCGUGGGGGGGUUAGAAGGUUAAAAAGUGAAGUUUGCUCAUGUGUUGUCUGCUUGGUUUGGAAAUACUCCUCCAGAAAAGAGGAACUCUGGGAGCUCCCCCUCAACUCUGCAUUCCAGCUCUGCUAUUCCCCACUGGGGUUCCAGUCUGAGGGUGUACUUUAGAGAAUCUUGGAAUGGUUUGGGUAUGAAGGGAUCUUAAAGGUCAUCCAGUUGCAAACCCCUUCCUCGGGCAGGGACACCUUCCUCUAGCCCAGGAUCAACAGCUCUAAGAGAGCACCUGGUGAGUGAAGAAGUGAAUUCUUAGAGAAAACACCCCAAAAUCCAGGCUGUUCCUCAAACACGUGGAUAGGAUGGGAUGGGAUGGGAGCAGAAACCACCAGUGUUUCCUGGUCACUUUUCCCUUUGGCACCAGCAAAACAUCCCAGAAUUCCAAGGGCAGGAAUUUGCCCCUGAAUUACAAAACCAACCGUGACACAGCCAGAGCCAGGGACGGCCCCACAUCUCACACACACACAUCCAA
Molecule: messenger RNA, 2970 nt
Organism: Camarhynchus parvulus
Lineage: Eukaryota; Metazoa; Chordata; Aves; Passeriformes; Thraupidae
Gene: TMEM119
Product: transmembrane protein 119
Biological process (GO): ossification; positive regulation of osteoblast proliferation; positive regulation of bone mineralization
Cellular component (GO): plasma membrane
Source: RefSeq, a predicted model, not a curated record